CCACGUGUUCCGCGGGGAUCCAGGGAUGCUGAAACAUCUCUGGCACCCGCCAACGCCGGAGCUGCCUCCGGCGCUUUGGGGGAAAGAGAGGAAUCCUAGAGCCCCACGGCAGCUGCCGGGGUGGUUGGUGGCUGGUGGCUGAUGGGCUGGUGGGUGCCGGGGUGCGCUGAGCGUCGCCGAGGUUGCAUCAUUCUGGGAAGGGCCGGGAGCAGAGUCCUCUGGGGUCAGGUUGUUAUGGGGGCCCCAUAAACGAGCCCCGCUCGCGGCCUUUGGCACCUCGUUAGGUUUGUUUUUCGAGGUUCGUUUCUCGGGAUCGCCGGCAUGGACUCUUCGUGGCAGACAGGUUCGGCGGGUGACGCGGUUGAUGGACCCAGCAGAAGCCAAAUGGAAGAAGGGCCAAUUAAUUAUGUGGAAGAAAGGCGGCUGAAUGAGGGCAGCGGGCUCAGCCUGGUGAAUGGGGGCCGGCCGGAGCCGGGGGGCACCGUGCUGAUGGAGCCCAGCGGGUGGUCACCGGGCCAACCACCCACCGCCGGCAAAGCCCACCUGGAAGACGUCCGGAACCUGGUGGCCUUCUCGGCGGUGGCCGAAGCCGUCUCGUCCUACCGGCUCCCGCCACCGGGCUCGCCGUCACUGCUGUAUGAGAAGUUCGACUCGGAGAUGAGCCGGGGCGGGCUGGGCGCGGCGGACGGCGUGCCCAGGGGCGAGGACCUGCACGCCCUCAAGGCCGCCCUGGCGCUGGCCAAGCACGGCGUGAAGCCCCCCAACUGCAACUGCGACGGCCCCGAGUGCCCCGACUACCUGGAAUGGCUGGAGCAGAAGAUCAAGACGGCUCUGGGUGAAGAACUGGCAUCCCCGCGGCCCCGCGCCGCUGCCAUCCCCCCUCCCACCCCACAGGAAGGUGCUAUCGACCCCCAGCCGGUGCCUGAGGCCGCCGAACCGUGCCCGCCCGACGGCCUCCCCUUUUCCCAGAGCGCGCUGACCAUCGCCAAGGAGAAGAACAUCAGCCUGCAGACCGCCAUCGCCAUCGAGGCCCUCACUCAGCUCUCGGCCGCCCUGCCCCAGCCCGCGGGCGAUGGGCAGCCCCGCCGCCGCCACCCCCGCCGCCCCCGCCACUCCCUUCGGCCCGGGCCCCUCGCCCCGCCGGGGGCCGCGUGGCAGCGAGGGGACGAGCCCCGCUACCCUCCCGAGCCGGGGGCGGCACCUGAGCCAUUUUUCGGCGCGGCACCUCCCCGGGGCAACUUCUCAGCACCGUGGGGGCUGGAGGCCGAGGGGGCGGCGGGGGCUGGAGACCCCAUGGCAGAGCUGGAGCAGCUGCUGGGCAACGCCGAUGACUACAUCAAGGCGGCUUUCAAGAGACCCGAAGCGACCCCCGGCAAAGUGACGGCCCCCAAAACAGAGCCCCCCGAGCGAGCGGCCAGCAAGGAGGCACCGGGUGGCCCCCCGGUGCCACCGGUGCCACCGGAGCCUGACCUGCACAAGAAGACGCAGCUGGUCCUGCAGCAGCAUCUCCACCACAAGCGCAGCCUCUUCCUCGAGCAAAGCCUGGCGGCGGCAGCUCCCCCGGACCGGCCGGGAGGAUGGUGGGCCCCCGGCACCCCGGCCGCGCCCCCCAAACCCUUCGAAAAGCAGCCCAAAGAGAAGAAGAAGAAAAUGCCGCCCGAGAAGCCUCCCCCGGCCAAACCUCUCCGCAAGCAAGUGCAGAUCAAGAAGGCGAAGCAGAAGGACUCGCAGCCGCUCUUCCCACCCCUCUGGCAGAUCAGCCUGGAGGGGUUUCGGGCGCCCGCCGAACCCGCCGAACCCCCCGCCGAGGAGAUGCAAACGGACCCGCCGCCGCCGCCAUCGGCCUUCCCGCACCAGCCUCUUGCACUACCCCAGCCCGCCGCAUGCCCCCCGCCACCCAACCCCCCCGGCGGCGUCCCCCCGGCUCCCGACUCUCAGGAAAGGGGUGCCCCCGGGGGGGGCCCCCAAAUUCACUCGGCGCCGGCGGGCUCGGAGGAAGCGCCGGCUGCCCCCGCGCCGGCCACCUCGGCUCCCAUCAUGGUGGAUGACAAGUUGGAAGAGCUCAUCCGACAAUUUGAAGCCGAAUUCGGGGAGAACUUCAACCUGCCGCCCCCAGAGACGCCCGCCCCGCUCGCCCCCGGGGCUGCCGAGGAGCCAGGGGGACCAGCACCAGCCCCGCAAGGGUCCCCCCAAAGCGCCGCCGCCGCCCCGGCCCCGAGCGGCGCUCCCCAACCCGGCCUCAAGAGCUGCGCGUUGUCUCCGGGGAAGGCUCUGCUGACAGAGCCCCCCUUCGCCGCCCGCUCCCCCAAACAGAUCAAAAUCGAAUCUUCUGGUGCUAUCACCGUGGUGUCCACCACGUGUUUUUACUCCGAGGAAAGCCAAAACCCGGACGCGGAUGACGCUGACAGGACGCCCACCAAGGACGAGGUGCCGCUGACACCCACCCUGAGCGGCUUUUUGGAGUCUCCGCUGAAGUACCUGGACACGCCGACCAAAAGCCUCCUGGACACCCCAGCCAAGAGGGCACAAGCAGAAUUCCCCACCUGUGACUGCGUUGAGCAAAUCGUGGAGAAGGACGAGGGGCCGUAUUACACCCACCUGGGCUCGGGGCCCACCGUGGCCUCCAUCAGGGAGCUCAUGGAGGAGCGGUACGGUGAGAAGGGCAAGGCCAUCCGCAUCGAGAAGGUCAUCUACACCGGGAAGGAGGGCAAGAGCUCCCGGGGCUGCCCCAUCGCCAAGUGGGUGAUCCGCAGACACAACCAGGAGGAGAAGCUGCUGUGCCUGGUGCGGCACCGGGCCGGGCACCACUGCCAGAACGCCGUCAUCAUCAUCCUCAUCCUGGCCUGGGAGGGCAUCCCCAGGACCCUGGGGGACACCCUGUACCAGGAGCUCACCGACACCCUCACCAAGUAUGGCAACCCCACGAGCCGCCGCUGCGGCCUCAACGACGACCGGACCUGUGCCUGCCAAGGCAAAGACCCCAACACCUGUGGUGCUUCCUUCUCCUUCGGCUGCUCGUGGAGCAUGUACUUCAACGGCUGCAAAUACGCCCGGAGCAAAACGCCCCGCAAGUUCAGGCUGGUGGGAGACAAUCCCAAAGAGGAAGAGCUGCUCCGGAGAAGCUUUCAGGACUUGGCCACCGAGGUUGCCCCGCUUUACAAGAGGCUGGCGCCACAAGCCUACCAAAACCAGGUCACCAACGAGGACGUAGCGAUCGACUGCCGGCUGGGCCUGAAGGAGGGGAGGCCGUUCUCGGGGGUGACGGCGUGUAUGGACUUCUGUGCCCACGCUCACAAGGACCAGCACAACCUCUACAACGGCUGCACGGUGGUCUGCACGCUGACCAAGGAAGACAAUCGUGUGGUGGGCAAAAUCCCCGAGGACGAGCAGCUGCACGUCCUGCCCCUCUACAAGAUGUCCAGUACGGAUGAGUUCGGCAGUGAGGAGAACCAAAACGCCAAGGUGGGCAGCGGGGCCAUCCAGGUGCUCACGUCCUUCCCCCGCGAGGUCCGCAAGCUGCCCGAGCCCGCCAAGUCCUGCCGGCAGAGGCAGCUGGAGGCCAGGAAAGCCGCCGCGGAGAAGAAGAAGUUGCAGAAGGAGAAGCUGAUGACGCCAGAGAAGAUCAAGCAGGAGGCGCUGGAGCUCCCCACGCUCCAGCCAAACGCAGGUAUGGCCUUGAAAAGCGGGAUCCCCCCGCAACCGCUGAAACCUUCCAUCAAGGUGGAACCCCAGAGCCAUUACAACGCCUUCAAGUACAACGGCAACGCGGUGGUGGAGAGCUACUCGGUGCUGGGCAGCUGCCGGCCCUCCGACCCCUACAGCAUGAACAGUGUUUACUCUUACCAUUCCUACUAUGCACAGCCCAAUCUGCCUUCCGUGAACGGGUUUCACUCCAAGUUCGCGCUUCCCUCCUUCGGGUAUUACGGCUUUUCCAGCAACCACGUGUUCCCCUCGCAGUUCCUCAACUACGGGGCGCAGCGGGGCGGGAGCAGCUGGGUGAGCAACGGCUACGAGAAGAAGCCCGACGUGUCGGUGCUGCAGGAGAACCUCAACCACACCUACGGGAACACCACCUUCCCCGAGCCCGUCCCGCACGGCGUGCGGAGCAAGAACCACCACCAGCGCACCUACGAGCGGGCCAACCGCUACGCCAGCCAGCAGAAAGCGGCGGCCGCCGGGGCGCACAGGACUAACCCGGGCUCGGAGGAGGCACCGUCCUUUGCACAGAACUGUUUCGGCAACCGCCCCAUCAAGCAGGAACCUCCGGACCCUCCACCCACCAUCGAGCCCCUUCCUGGCGCAGCAGCCGUGCCUGGUGCCGGCCUGACGCUGCCGGCCAUCCCCACACACGGCGCGGCGCCGGAGCAGCGCUGGAGCCCCUUCAAGGCGCCGCAGGGCGUGUCUUCCCCCGAAAGGACUAACACGGCCGAGGGCUCGUGGGCUGCGCUGGCGCCGGGCGCAGGCGGGCGGAAGAAGCUGAGCGCCUUCGACGCCGCCGCGCGCCUGCCGCCACCAGAGAAGCAGUGGCCCAACGUCCUGGCGGCGGGAGAACCGGCGGCAGCGCCGGCGCGCGGGUCGGGAGGAUUGCUGCCGAAGCCGUGGAGCCCCUGCAAGCUCGGGGAGGCGGCGCUGGCCGGCACAGGCACCUCCAGCCUGCUGGGCUCGCUGGGCUUUGGCUCGGCUCUGCCGGGGCUGCCCAGCUUCCAGGAGCCGUGGGGCUCUGUGAAGGUGGAGGAGCGCAGGACGCCGGCACCCAGCCCGGGGCUGCCGGAGAAGCCGUGGGAGGCGGCGUUGGGCGAGAAGGGGUUGGCAGGGCCCCGCCAGGACAAGCCAUGGGACCCCUUUGGCCUGGAGGAGGAUCUACCGGAGAAGGCGGUGAAGGAGGAGGAGGAAGAGGAGGAGGAGGAGGAGGAGGAAGAGGAGGAGGAGUGGUCGGACAGCGAGCACAACUUCCUGGACGAGAACAUCGGCGGCGUGGCCGUGGCGCCCGCCCACGGCUCCAUCCUCAUUGAGUGUGCCCGCCGCGAGCUCCACGCCACCACCCCGCUGAAGAAACCCAACCGCUGCCACCCCACCCGCAUCUCCCUCGUCUUCUACCAACACAAGAACUUGAACCAGCCCAACCACGGCCUGGCGCUGUGGGAGGCCAAGAUGAAGCAGCUGGCGGAGCGGGCGCGGGCCCGGCAGGAGGAGGCAGCGCGCCUGGGUCUGCCGCCAGACGCCAAAGCCUUCGCCAAGAAGCGCAAGUGGGGCGGCGCGUUGGCGACCGAGGCGCCCAGCAAGGAGAGGAGGGACUCGGUCCCCACGCGGCAGGCGGUGGCCAUCCCCACCAACUCCGCCAUCACUGUGUCCUCCUACGCCUACACCAAGGUGACGGGCCCCUACAGCCGCUGGAUCUGAGACGGGCGCGACCGCCGCGGCCCCAUCUUACCUCAACCCUCGGCAGCGCCGGUGCCCGGCGUUGCUUCGUGGUGCUUUCUCCUCGGGCGUGGGGGAGAAGAAAAAAAUAAAAAAAAAAAAUAAAGAGACAAAAGCGAAGCAAAACACAACAACCACACCACAAAAAAACAAAAAAAACAUCCAACCCAUAGGAAGCGAACCCGACGUGUGGAGCCGGCGCGGGCGCGCGCCGUCAGAGAGCUGCGCCCGGCGAGGAGUUGGCAAACCAAGCAAAACUGGGUAAAAUAAAAGAAACACCCAGGAGGAACGAUGCUGUUUGAUGAUUUUAGGUAAUCUCCUAUUUAUAUCUCCAUGUUUUUUAAUCUAGCCUCAGAUGAAUUUCCUAGCGUCCUUUCGCCAGGAGAGGUUUUUAAUUCCACUUCAAGGAAAAGCCUAUUUGUCGGAUUUGAUUUUAUUUUAUUUUUUACUCCGAUGACAACGACGAAGCCGAUCUUCGAAAGAGAAGCCAACGUGGAAAAAAACCCACCCUGAACACAAAUCCAAACCAACCUGAACACCAAACCAGCUUAAGGGCAAGAGGUGACUCCUGCAGCAGCUCCGAGGCUGUCGGGAUCAUGUGCUUUACCGUCAGCCGGACACGCUGAACAGACCGAUUAUUUUUAUUCCUAAAGGACAUAAAAAUACUUAUUUUGCAGCUCGAGGAGCCCUUUCUUACAGCGACGGGAGCCCACAGACAAGUGGGAUGUCCCGGGAUGGCACGUCUUCGCUCGGCUCCUCCUCCGGCGGGAUUGGCUCCACUGGGACGGAGCGAGCCGGCGUCUUUCCCGGCGCUGGAGACCUCAGGACACGUCCGGGCUGGGAACACCGCUGCCGGGGGGGGCCGCGCUUGGGCUCGGACUUGUGGCUCCUUUGCCGACAGCCCCGGGGCGAGCGGCGGCGGCAUCUCCAAAGGAGCUGACAAGACAAAGAAACAGAAACGAAAAAAAAACAGGAAAAAAAAAAAACACAAACCAACCCCAAACUGUGAAUAGCGAGUGUUGCUCUCUGUACAUCACUGUUGCUAAAGUCUGGUGCUUUCCGUCUCCGGGGGACUUUCUCCGCGCGAUCGGCUCCGGGAAGAGCGAAUCCCGAAGACUUGGCUGGGGCAAACCCCGCCGGGUCCACCUUCCCUGCCGGUGCCGGCGAGCGGGCGCGGCGGCCCCGGUGCCGCUGGGGCUCGGUGCUCUUUACUCUCCCCGGGUGCCAUCCCUCCUUCCUACGGAUCACCGUUCUUCCCGCAAAAAUAAAAAACAAACCCAACCCCAACAACCCAACCAACAACCCAGCGACGACGACGACGACAACCGCGUGGUGCUUUUGGAACAAUCUCUGUCGAGACUUCCCGCCCGACGCCGGAGCCGCGCCCGGAUGGAGGGGCGGGAGAGCUCCCCGGGAGCAUUCCCGAUCGCAUCCCGGCGUCGGGGUUGUUGCUUUUGCACUUUGAGGUGCCUUUUGGAAGAGCCAGCGAGGCAGCGGCGACGCCGUCACCGUGCGGGAACCACCUCGUGUUUACUGUCACCCUCCUUCCCCCCGCGCACGGGACACGGAUCGGCAGGAUCUCGGUAAAAAAAAAAAAAACAGCCUGAACAUUUACGUGGUCUGAUUUUAAAAACCUGUACAUAGGGAAAGAAUUUUUUUAAAAGCACUUUCACCUAGAUUUAAAAAGCGAAACUUAAAAAAAAGAAAAAAAGCAAACAACUCCCCUUCUUCCCUCUCCCCUUCCCUCCCACUUCCCCCCCCCAACUUGAAGCAGUAUGUUUUAAACAAGAUUAUCGUGGGAGAACUGUAAAUACUGGCAGAAUAUUUAACAUGCUUUGUCCGUCCUUCAUCAUUAAUGAAUUUUUUUUUUUUUUUUGUUCGUUUUUUUAACCGUAAUCUGUAAAGUCGCGUAUAUUUGACAAGGAAACUCAACGAGCUAUUCCCGCUUUUCUUAUAAAUACCCAAUAGCAUAUCAGGAUUGUAAGAGUCGACGGCAAGUCGGAUUUUAGGGACGCCCGUUCCAGCGGUGGACCCGCCGUGUGGUUGGGAGGGCGGAGAGGGGACCCGGCGGAUGCAGGGCCGGAUUCGGGUGCCGGCCCCGUCGGCAUCGCCGGGGGUUUGUCUCUGGCUGGCGCAGCGGGGGUGCCUUGGAGCUUCGCCUGGAGCGUCGGGAGGGGAAGGAGCGUUGGGAGAAGGCGAUGGUCCGUGUAACCUGUCUAAGUCCUGCUUCCUUGGAGGUGUUUUUGG
Molecule: messenger RNA, 7665 nt
Organism: Myiozetetes cayanensis
Lineage: Eukaryota; Metazoa; Chordata; Aves; Passeriformes; Tyrannidae
Gene: TET3
Product: tet methylcytosine dioxygenase 3
Biological process (GO): positive regulation of transcription by RNA polymerase II; oxidative demethylation
Cellular component (GO): nucleus
Molecular function (GO): DNA 5-methylcytosine dioxygenase activity
Source: RefSeq, a predicted model, not a curated record